Molecule: messenger RNA, 1095 nt
Organism: Caenorhabditis bovis
Lineage: Eukaryota; Metazoa; Nematoda; Chromadorea; Rhabditida; Rhabditidae
Source: the annotation of a GenBank genome assembly
AUGGAAGACGAAGAUAAUGCCCCUCGAAACCGAGGAAGCUUGUUGCCAUUUGGGGACGAAGAUCACGAAUUCGUUUUGAAGUUCUUUCCGAACGGAAAAGACGAGGACACUUCGAGCUAUUUGUCACUUUUCCUCAUGAUUGAGAAAUGCCCUCAACCUCGUCUGCAGUUUCGCGUCAGCUUCACCAUUGAAACUAUGGAUGGGCCCCGUAGUUGCGCCCUAAAUAAAAAUCUCGUGACAAUAAAUCGGUCUGGGAUCGUAACUGCUAGCAAAUUCUUUUCCAUUGAUGUUCUCAAGAACUGCGCUUCCAAUUAUCUUCCAAAUGACACACUCACCAUCGGCGUUGAUCUUGUGAUUUACGGGGAAUCAAUUUCAUAUACCACGAUUAUCGAUACCCCUCCGAUUCGACGAAAAGUUUUAAAACGUAAGGAAAGUGACGAUGCUUCUUCUUCUUCUUCUUGCGGUCAUGACAGUCACAUAGAUAUUUCGAGAUACAAUACUGAGCCUUUCACUAGUUUCUUAGAAUCGGGCUAUUUAACCGAUUUCACCAUAAUCUCAUCGGAUAACCGCGAGUUUCCGGUUCAUCUGACGGUUUUAGCCCAACGAUGUCCAUAUUUUAAGGCUAUGAUAAGUAAUCGAAUGGAGAAUAAAGAAAUGACCGAAAAAAUGGUGAAAUUUGAGGAUAUUAGUGGGGACGUUUUGGAAAAAGUCUUGCAAUACAUAUAUGAUCCGGCAAUUUCAAUAGCCGAUUUUCGAAAUCUUGAGGAAAUAAUGUUGGCUGCAGAUCGAUUGAUGUUGGAACCGCUCAAAAGCGAAUGUGCUGCACUUCUAGGGAAAAACGUGAAUAUUUUCAAUGUCCUGAGACGACUGGAAUUCGCCGAUUUGAUUGGAGAUUCUGCAUUUUUUGAACGGCUUCUGAGUUUUUUCCUAAUUCAUAAGAAGGAAUGUAUGGAAACUGACGUCUGGAAGGAGUAUAAGACUAAGAAUCCGGAGCUGUUGGCAACGAUUCUCGAAGAAGCCAUCAAGUUAUAUGAGCAAUUAAGACUGCCCCGUGAAAACUUGCCGCCGACAAUCCAAGCAUUGUUCCAAAAUUAA